Molecule: messenger RNA, 2765 nt
Organism: Carassius auratus (goldfish)
Lineage: Eukaryota; Metazoa; Chordata; Actinopteri; Cypriniformes; Cyprinidae
Exons: 3
Coding region: 162-1073 (303 amino acids)
Source: RefSeq, a predicted model, not a curated record
UUUUUCUGUUACAAAAUUAGAAUUUUUUCAAAUGUAAACUGACAGGUCUAUCCACUUUAAUUCUUUUCAUCCCAUUUCAUGUCACUAAGAAACUGGCUGGUGAGGCUGCUGGCACUGCGGCAUGGGUCACAGAUGUGGGAAAUGAGUUUGGGCAGGUCCUCAUGCGUGUCCUCACUGAGGCAGAGGGUUACAGUCUGCUUCCCAUGUACUCUGGACUUGUGGAGCGGUACCGUAGAGCUGGAGAAGCUCCUCCCCAAGUCCUAUAUGUGGACCGUGACUGCUGCUCUGCCACUGGGAAAGGAAAGGCGGCAGCAAUGUUUGGUGAGUGGGACCAGCUGCUUGUCAGGCUGGACGUGUGGUACUUCAUGCGGAGGUUUGCAGUAGGAGUGACCACGGACAGCCACCCGCUUUAUGGCCCCUUCAUGAAACGCCUCACCGCUUGCAUCUUUGAAUGGGAUGCUUCGGAUGUGGAGAGGCUAAAGGAGGCCAAGCGGUCGACAGGCUGCCAGCCCACCCCUAAAGAACUGGCAAAGCAUUGCUGCCGCCGCACUCGAGGGGCCCAGGAGACUGAGCAGCUCACUGAGAAGCUGUUUAUAGACUUUGAUGGGGCUACGGACACAAUGGGCAUCAAGCUCCUUGACCAGGAGAGGAUGCGGGAGAUCUGGCGGACCGAGCAACGCCACAUGCAGUUUAUACAGGACCCACCAGGUGUACAGCUGUACAGGAAGACGGGACAGGUGACCAAGGAUGGGGUCAUUCUACCCGUGUACCGCUGUGCACGUGGCUCAACAUCCCUGGAGUCGUUCCACCUGCACCUGAAUCGCUUCGUGCCAGGUACAAGUGCAAAUGCGUUGCAUUUUCAAAUGUACCUGUUGGAAGGACUGGUGCAGUGGAACGAGGCACGUGGGGUCGCUGCAGUUGAAGGUGCCAGCAGGGAGGAGAUCUGUUAUGGUGACCAGCUGCUGCAGUACUGUAAUGUACUGAGCCAGCAGCUUCUGGGUCUGAAAUUGCCUCAGGAUUACACUAGCCCCGGUGAAUACACAGGUAUUGUUCACACAGACAUUCUACUUUAGUUGUAUUUCACCCAUGUGUUAUCAAAACAUCAAAACAUGUGAUGCACUCUGUAUUUCUACAGGAGAGCUCCUUGGUGUGGAAUAUUUGUAUUCCCAAAGCAGAAGAUCGUUUGAGGAGGACUUAGGUGUAGACCCUGACAUUCCAGAUGGGAUUCGGGAUGAAGACCUGCAGGGUGAUCUGGAGGGGGAUGAGGGGUUUGAGGAUCUGUGCCUUGAUGAGUCCACUGAAUUUUUGGAACUCGAGGGCAAUGACCUGCAGCCCCCUCAGGAACAGACAGUGGCCCUACAACCUCCUGAUCAGCCCUCAUCAUCAUCAGCAGCAGCUGAGUCUUCCAGUCCUGCCUUGUCCACUCAGAGCCAGGUAAAUGAUUACACAUAAACACACUGUGUACACUGAGAUUUUAUGGUGUGUGUAAUGGUUUAUUUUGUAAUAAUGAGUGGCUGACUGACUGAAAAAAUCCUUUAAUUUUGGUAAGUUUAUUUGGCAUUUAUAACAGAGCAGUUUAUUAAUUUAUUUUCAUGUACAGAUGGAAAGUGUGGGACCAGAUGGCAGAGCUGGUUAUGACCACGUCAUUAGGCUGGCCGACAGUCUGGUUGACCUGCGCCUUCAGGGGUUUGUCACUUAGAGUAAGGUGGAUGAGAUUGUCGUGCUGUGGAACAAUCUCAUCUACCCCCCCACCCCACCCCCCACCCCUGCCACCGUGACAGAGUUCUGAAGGGUCGCUUCAAGGUCAGCCAUUCAAAGACCAAUGUGAUCCCUGGGACUGAAAGUCUGAAGAGAUGCUUCCUUGGUGAAGGUGGACCAGCUCAGUGGCCCAGCACAAGCCGUGUAGUGGAAGCCAUCUGCCUGGGUCUCUGCCGAAUUUACCCUGCCGGUCAGACCAUCGCUGGAGUCCGGGUAAACUGAUGGGUUGCCAUCCUAAGGGAUUACAGAAUGAUCCGAGAUAUAGUCCUGUUCAGCCCGGAAUCAUGGCCCAGACAAAAUUAAAGCUGUUUGAGCAAACCAGCUCACUAUCUCUCAGUGGUAGGUUCAGUAAUUAAUUGUUUAUUGAUGUUUUUGCAUCUGUUUUCAUAUUCAUAAUUAUUUUUACACGCAUAUACUUAUUUUUGUAUUUUCUGUGUUUAAGCACAAUGCCUGAAUAGAGAAGCAAGAGAGCGAGGUCUUGCAGCAGGACAUUGAGCCUGUCACUGCUCCUUUGGUGGCCCCUGAACAGCUCCCACAGGUACUGCCAAAACUACCGUAAACAAUCCAGCAUGGACACUCAUCCUUUGAGUUUAAAAUACCACAGGAUGCUUCCGGACAGGCAGCACCACGUUCUCGAGGCCAGCUUCCUCCAGGGGGUUUGACACCAGCACCUCAAGUCCCUCCUGCCACUUCUGCCUCUGUGUCUGUACCUGCUGCUGCUGCACAUACAUCUACCAGAGCUACCGCAUACCUGUUGGUGCAGUGCUCAUACCUGUUGUGGGAGCAGAUGAGCAGAGGGUGCCCAAGACCACAGCUUGGCAGUGAAAGAAGCUGGUAGAGGCAGCCGCAGCAGCUGAAGCUCAAGGUUUGGCCGCUAGGAAGAGGAAAUUACCAAAAGUGUUGGCAGCCUAAGACUAAAGAAUUUGGCCACAGCCAGUUCAGGGGUGUAAACUUUUGUGCAAAGGUUUCUGGGAAGACUGUGGCACAGUGGAUGGAGGAAGUCAAGA